UAUAUAAGUCAUAACACCUCUUUUUAUAGGUAAAUAUGAGAUGACUGAUGAAAUGUAACGUGUGCUGUAGUCAAGCCAUACCUCUUUACCUUCAUCCUUUCCUUCCUUCCUUCCUUCCUUAGACCUUAGCCCACACUGGCUCCUCCUCCUCUGAGAGACGAUCAGAAAAACGGAAUUCAGAAAGCAGCAACUACCACCAGAUCAGUUGGUUAGUGGAUUUGUACCGCUUUCUUCCUCACUACCUCUUCUAUGGCUUGACGUCAAUACAUCAGGAUUACAUGUAGCCAUAUGUGGGACGUUUCUACGGAGAUGCUACAAUGACAGCAGUGGUGCUGGCCCGCCUGGCGUGAUGAGUCGCAGCAGCCCCUGUUUGUGGACGCCCCUCCCCCAGGCUGAGGCCUCACCAUGUGACCGCUACAAGCACGCCUGCUGCACCUACCAGGGGGAUGUGUAUGUCCUGGGGGGCCGCAGCACCCACUGCCUGCGGGACUUCUGGAGCUACAGCGUGGUGCGUAACGAGUGGACACAGUUGCCAUGCAAAGGUGAAGCGGCACCAGAGGAGCUGGAGGAACACUCUAUGGUGGCCCACGAGGGCUUCCUGUACGCGUUCGGGGGGACCCUGGACGGUGCGUACACAGGUUGGGGGUGUCCACUGUGGGUGUUUGACUUGGGGAAGAACAAAUGGGUCCACUGGCAGGGAAAGAAGACUGUUUGUCGGAUACCGACCAACAGGAAGAGCCACAGUGCAGUGGUGUUUGGUUCCUCCAUGUUCGUCUACGGAGGCUACGUCGACAUGAGGGGCUCCUCGCAGGAGUUCUGGAGAUUAGAUUUUGACUCCAUGUGCUGGUCUCUGCUGGGCGGGGAUCAGCAGUCUGGCCCGGGCCCCAGACACAGUCACUGUGCCGUGGCCCACCAGGAGACCAUGUACCUGUACGGUGGCCUGAGGGGCCUGCGAGAGCAGAGGGACUUCUGGAGCUGGAACUCGGGCAGUCGCUCCUGGUGCUGUCUCAAGACCACCUCCGGUCCUUCCAGGCUAGUGGGCCACACCGCGGUGGCCUACAGGGAUGGCCUGCUCCUGUACGGCGGGGGUCAGAGCCUGAACUCCCCCCUCAACUCACUGUGGAGGUACAGCUUCCGGAGCCAGUCCUGGGAGCGCCUGGCCCUGCUGCUCGGCUCCACUAGCCCUCCUGCCCGGAUCCACCACUGCUGCCUGGGGCUGGGGCCGAGCUACCAGCCCACCACCAGCCGAGGGUCCCCCCUCCCCAGAGUGGAAACCAAACCCAGGCCCUUCAAGAACAAGUGCUUCCCCUCCCCGCUGUCUUACCUGGGGACGCAACCAGAGGGCGCCAUCGAGCUGGAGACUUUUGAGAGAACAGAGAACGGUUUGACCAUGCGCUGCCCUGUCGGAGAGGGGAAACAAAACUGUCUGACUUUUGAGAACCAGGCGUUCUGCAACCGCUGGAGCUGCGAGGACAUGGAUGAGAACUGUGAAGGAGAGGACCUAGAGGAAAUGAUGAAGGAUGUCAUUGUCCAGAACCUUCCGGACCUUCUGCUGCUCCUUGGCGGGAAGCCCUUGGGCCAGCAGGCAGCCUUGUCCGUGUGGCAGAUGACCCUGACCGAACCCUAAAUGCACCCCUACUCAGGUGGCCCUUGUAAAGCAAGAACAAAUAAAUCGUUGUUUUGUUGAUUUUUUUUCAAAUAUAAUUGUUCAAUUAUUUAACGAAAGGUACACCUGGUUGGAAGAAGAAAUAACACAUACACCCCACCUCUCUUUCUCUUGCUGCAUGUGUUCUCAUCAGCCAAUGAUAAAUCCAAUCACUAAUGAGCAUGAGACUUGGUCUUGAAGGACUCAAAUUGGCAGUUUCGGAUAUAACUUUGAAUAAUCAAACAAUGUAUGUCUAUCUCCUUUCUAACCUAAUUUUCUUGACCUCGAUGAAAAACAUUUAAAGUUCAAGAAAGAUGUGAAGGAGAAUCCAUGAGGACUUGGGAAAAGACUUACAUUAGGCUACGUAAUUAUGCAAAGGCAGAUGUUGUGGAGUUGGGUCUGCCGUGAUGAAUCCACAAGGUUUCAAAGAUGGAUUUAAAAAAACUCAUCGAUACUGAGCCUGUGUGCUUUUAAUGUUGUGGUUUCGUACAGGCUAUAUAAACGUUGAACCCGGUGAAAAUAUUACAUCUUUACCAUGGUUGGAAUUGAAAUAAAGAAAGGAAUAUAGGGCGCCAGUCACAAAAUGGAAACAAAGUGGAUGCCACACGCUCACCCUCCUGUCCACACAUUUAUCGACAGAAAUCCAAAUUAUGAUUGUAUGAGAAUAAUUGUUGGUCAUGUUGAUAGUUUGUUUUCAUGAACAGCUGAACGGUGUUUCUUUAUAAUUUGCUUCCCCAAGGAAUUGUGGGAGAACAUUCCCUCCUUCCCUUUUGUAAAGGAUGUUUCAGUGCACCCUAUGCAAAAGGAGAUAAGAAACAAAGCAUCAAAACACAAAACACUUUCCUUCACACAGCUCUAUCAUUGCUGCCUCUCAGGUACGUCCAGGUCGUUUCACUUAGUUAGGAACCUUCCAGAGCAUAAAAAAAGACUAUUCGACCACAGCAAUGGUUUGUACAUUUUUGACCAAUUGUUUGUUUUGUCCCCGCCUUACAUCAAUGUUCUUAUUUAUGAACAGCUUUGGUCUUUGAAUAUGUAACAAUGGAUUUCAGUAGGACAGGAUUUAACUACAUUGUUUUGUGAUAUAUUUAAACACAUGCAUCAACCAACAAGGUGUCACUAUUAGGUUACAAGGCAGUGUGUGAAACUAAUAUGUUAAUUAUCAUUGUAUUAAAAGCCCUAUAGUAUUGAAAUCACACGUAGCAAUUCACAUGUGACACGCCACCUAGGUUUCUUUCACAUUCCACCUAGGUGACUUUAACUGGGUUCCAAACAAGUCCCAUUAGUCAGACUUGGGCCAGAUGAGGCUGCUUUACUAGCCAUGAUCCACACAAAGAUUUUGGAUUUGCUGUGAUGACACUAAUUGAACAAAUAUCUAAAGAACAUCUGAAAUUGCUGACUUCUUACUUAUUAUAAAUGCAAGCUUCCAUUUCACUCCAAGAUAUACUUGGCAGAUAAUAAUCUUUGGUUUAUGGAUUUCCUAGCCUAUGCUGACCGUUACAUUUUUAAUAACACCCUUUCUGUCACCUUAUUAGAAACACCAGCUUGUUUUUAUUAGUGUGGUUGUUUUGUUGCUUGACUUAGCACUGAGGAAAUAUCUUUCAAAAUAAAAAUAUAAAAUAAUUAGUUUUUCCCUUUUUAAGUCUCUGGGCCCUAUUUUAACGGCCUGAAACACAAGUGAGAAGCGCCAAACGAAAGUAGCUUUGAGGGCGGUGCUAUGGCGAUGUUGCUAUUAUACCGGCGGAUAAAUGACUCUUGCACCCGACGCAAAUCUAAAAAGGGUUGCCCUGAAGUAGCCUAAUUAACCGUAGGUGUGGUUUGGGUGUAACAUGUGAUAAACCAAUGAGAGUGCCGUCUCCCAUCCCCUUUAAGAGCCAUGAGCGCAUUUGAAGCUGACAUUGAUAUUUAGACAGCGCGUUUGCAGUCUCCGAUGAGACAGAUGCAUGAUGACCACACUAAUUUCAAACUUCAAAUAGCUCAGUUUAUGGCCAAAUAAUAUGGCCUAAUUCACACAUUGAAUAGGCUAGCGUUUCCUAAUACAAUUUCAGAAAUACUGUGUCGUCAUGCAAAUUUCGGCAAAGAUAACUUAACAAACAUAUGAUAUGCGGUCCUGUGGCCGCAACUGUUGGUCUAUUAAUGAUAUGCGGAAAUACGUUAACAAACAUCGUUUCUUACCAGUAUUGUAUAGGCUACAUUAUCGUUAUCAACUUGUGUUCCUAAUAUGCAUGUGUCCCCCCAACCGUUAAUAUACAUUGCCAUGUACAGUAUUAUGCGUUACGUGUUUAGUUUGCGAGUGUUUAAACAGAUGGAGGCAACGCGCGCGCCUUGAUUCAUUCAUUCAUUCAUGACAACUGUGGUUGAUAACUUACUGGCAUGUAUAACAAUUGAAAUCUGUAAGUAAAAACACAAAAAUGUCAUAAUUAGCUGUAUAUAUAGGGCUCCUGGGUCAAGCAUUGAAAUAUUUAAGGAAUGGAUAGAGUGCAUGUUUUCUCAAAUAGGGCCUAAAUAGAAAAAUAGUUUUUAUCUGUGGAGAUUUCAAUAUUGACCUGUUAAAUCCUAAUAAACACAACAUUACAGAGGAAUUUGUCAAUGCAAUGUAGGCCUACAGUAUCAGCCUAAUUCCGAAAAUCAUCAGACCCAGUAGAAUUACAUCCCACUGUGUCACUUUGAUUGAUAAUAUAUUCACAAAUGAAAUCGAAAACAACACAAUAAGUGGAUUAUUGAUUAAUGAUAUCAGUGACCACUUGCCAGUCUUUACAAUCUAUGACUGCAAUUACAAGAAUAAGCUAGAUAAACAAACAGAUUACAAACGAGUGAAGUCAGAAGAAUCCAUCAACGCCCUAAAAAACGACUUAAUGGCUCAGAACUGGGAAAUAAUACACCAAGAAAAUGACAUUGACUGUGCAUAUGAAAAAUUUCUACGAAUAUUUAGGUCAUUAUAUGAUAAAAACUGUCCAAUUCAAGAAUACAGUAUACAUCUAAAAUAUACCAAAUGUCCAUGGAUCACAAAGGGAGUACGAAAUGCCUGUAAAAAGAAAAACACACUUUACAGAGAUUUCCUAAGACAUAGAACUAAAGAUGCAGAGAAUAAAUAUAAAAUAUAUAAAAAUAAAUUAAUUAAUUUUAUAAGAACAAGCAAGAAAGAAUACUAUAAGAAAAUAUUAAAUGAUAACAAGAACAAUAUUAAAGGAAUAUGGAAUAUACUAAACAGUAUUAUAAGAAAUAGCCCUAGGCAAAUAAGUUAUCCUAAGUAUUUUAUUGAUAAGGAUAAAGCAAAUUAUAAUAUGGAUGACGUAGCUAACAGUUUUAAUCAAUUCUUUGUAAAUGUUGGACCUGAACUGGCAGAAAAAAUACCUGAUCCAGGGACAUCUGGUGAAGAUUAUGGUAAAUUAUUGGAGAGAAAUCCCUACUCAAUGUUUCUCAAAGCAGUAGAGGAGAAAGAAAUAUUUAUAUAAAAUAUAUAUAUAAAAACAAAAAGUCUACUGAUCUUAAUGACCUCGACAUGACAUUGGUCAAGAAAGACAUUGUGGGGAUUUCAAAACCAUUGACGUUUAUCUGUAACUUAUCAUUUCAAACUGGUACAUUUCCAAACAAAAUGAAAACAGCAAAAGUCAUACCACU
This is a messenger RNA of Gadus chalcogrammus (walleye pollock), 5263 nucleotides long. It is a transcript of the gene klhdc3l, whose product is annotated as leucine-zipper-like transcriptional regulator 1 homolog. NCBI's taxonomy places the organism in Eukaryota, Metazoa, Chordata, Actinopteri, Gadiformes, Gadidae. The transcript has 8 exons. Gene Ontology annotation, cellular component: Golgi apparatus. Gene Ontology annotation, molecular function: protein binding. The record is from RefSeq and is a predicted model, not a curated record. The coding region runs from base 350 to 1627 and encodes 425 amino acids.